Eurytemora carolleeae is the source of this 1239-nucleotide messenger RNA. RefSeq lists its product as uncharacterized. The record is from RefSeq and is a predicted model, not a curated record. Lineage: Eukaryota; Metazoa; Arthropoda; Copepoda; Calanoida; Temoridae. The transcript is spliced from 5 exons. The coding region runs from base 23 to 1189 and encodes 388 amino acids.
AAUUUUUGAAAAUCGAGAUACGAUGACGAACCCAUGGAUCCAGGUCACAGACUAUUCUGAUGCAUUCCUAGGCUGGUCAACUCAGUCUGACUUCCAAACCUCUGUUCCAGAUGACAUCUCAUCUUCUGAAUCUAAAGAAUCAUUUUCAUAUCUGAAGGAUCCGUCCAAUACUGGAAGUGGAUACGAUUCAAAAGACUUCCCCUUUGGAUUUCAUGGCGUCAAAGCGACUGAUCCAAAGACUCCAAGACACGAAAAAGAUCAUUUUGAUUAUUUAAAUCCAACAGAUUUCAGUUUUGGACCAUCCAAGGACGCUUACUUUGAUACUUCUCAAAAAUGGAACUUUUUCCAUGGUUUGAAGGACUCCUCCUACCAGCAUACUCCUAGUAGAUUUAGGGACUCCUCCUUCCAACAUACUCCUAGUAGAUUUAGGGACUCCUCCUUCCAGCAUACUCCUAGUAGAUUUGAGGACUCCUCCUACCAACAUACUCCUAGUAGAUUUAGGGACUCCUCCUACCAACAUACUCCUAGUAGAUUUGAGGACUUCUUUUCUACUCAAAGUCUCAACAGUAAAGUGCAAUCAAAUCGUCCCAUCAACAGAAACUUUUACAAAAACUCAAAACAUGGAGUUCACCGACUUUCUCCAAAUCAGAAUAGAUAUUUGGAUAUGGAGCCUUCUUCUUCAAACAUACAUUCUAAACCUUUCAACGCACAAAAAGAACCUUCUAGAACCUUGACCCGAUCAUACCAGAAUUCUAGGAACAACUUGGAAGGCUAUUUAAACACCAUUGGGCCUGAUACUGAUUAUGUGGAUCUAGUGAACCCCUAUGAUACCUCUAUGAGCCCGUCAGGAAGAUGGGAGGAGAAAUGGGAAGAACCAGAAUAUGAACGUCCGUGGAAACCUCAGUAUGAGCCGAGUUACCAUGGCCAAGGGUAUAAUAUCCUACAACCAGAAUAUGUUAUCAGUCCGACUGUCGAUCCUUACGCAAUGCUAGCGCUUCUUGGCUUCCUAGUAUUCCUCUUCUAUAUAAUCUACAGCUUUCUCAACAAUACUGGCGCCGCAGGGCGAAGUUUCCCGCCAAAAUACAGAACACUCAAUCAAUCAAAUGAAGACGACUUGGCACCACAGAUUCAUUUAACUUUGCUGAAUUCCAUUCAAAAGUAUGAUAUGCUAAACAAUAUUCCUACCUAAUUGAAUUACGCUUAUCUAUCUAUUUAUUUAAUAAAAAUGCUAAAAUUCAA